UGUUGGCAUUGCCACUUGUCCUCCACUUGAGGCCACCUGCCACCUUCUUGUGGCAGACACCCAGGACAGCAUGGGUACAGGGUUGUUCUGCAGGGACAGCCCAGGUGUGCCCUCUGGGAUUGGUGGUGGUGACCACCAUGGGGGAGUGGUCAUGGAGAGUUGGGGGUGUCACAGCCAGAACUGGUGGGGGCAGCUGCUUGCAGGUGGCAGGCUACAGCCGAGGCUAGGUGGGGAGGCGUCAACAUGGCAGGAAGUGAGGUGGGGGCAUGGCUGUGGCACGCCCAGGCUGCUGGCUCCUGCUCAGAAGCUGAGAAGGCGCCACGGAGCCCAGGCGGGGUAAGAGCUGUCCACCUCUAAUCUCCCGCUUAAGUCCCCCUCCAGGGCCUUGCCAGCCAGGAAGAUUUGAGACUAGCACCAUCUGCUCCCCUCAUGCUUACCAGAAUCCACCCCGCCCCCCUCCUCUGGUAGGCUACGAGCUGGGCUGUGACUGCUGUGUUACCCAGCCCUGCUAGGACCCCAGUAAAGAGCCACAUUCCAGGUGGGGGCUGGGGUGGGGGUAGCACAAAUGGUGGGUUGAGAGCCAGAUGAGUGGGUGAGGGCUACAGGAGUCAUGUGGGUGUCACUGUUAGCUGCAGUCCAGUGGGGCCUUGGGCUUUCCCAGGUCUCUAAGACUGGGCUGUGUGGCCAUGGCUGCCCAGCCUCCCUCCCUAGCCAGUGCUCAGAAGGACCACUUCUGUGGUCCUUGAGGGAACACGGGGCAGAGCUGGCCUCCAUCCCCUCCCGAGGAGCGGCUGGGGGCGCCGCGCCUGGGAGGAGACUGUGGGCUGGGGCUUCCUGUGUGCUGAGUCAGUUCACCAAGCCCAUCAGCCAAGUUGGGGGCAGGGCUGCAGGGACCCCUUGGGGCCUCAGUUGCCUUUCUUUGCCCCAGGUCGCUCUGUGUGGGAUGGGGCCGCAGCUGCCCUGGGCACCCCCUGCCCUUGGGAUCCUAGCAGGCUGUGUGCUGCUGCUUGGGCUGUGGGCUCUGUGCUCCGUCUGCCACAGGAAACGGGCGCCGAGGCAGGGGGUGGGGCUUCAGGGAGCUGAGAUACCUGCAGACUUGAUGCAGCUGAGACAGACCCACCUCCGCACACUCAGCAAAUCGGACACGAGGCUGCAUGAGCUGCACAGGGGCCAGAGAGGUGGCCGAGCCCCUCGGCCCGCCAGCAUGGACCUCCUGCACCCUCACUGGCCGGAGGGGCACAGGGGCACCCUCAGGCUGCCUGCCGUGCUCCCGACUUGUCCACACCCAGAGCUACCCCAGCCCUGGCCUGCAGUGGCCACCUUGGCCUCUGCUGGCUCUGAGACCUAUUCCAACGUGGGCCUGGCAGCCCUGCCCAGAGCGAGCCUGGCAGCCAGCCCUGAGGUGUGGUCAGGGGCCCAGCUGACCAGUGGUCGGGCCAGGCCUGGGCUGGGCCCUGGGGCAGCAGAAUAUGCCAGCAUCCAGAAGCUCAAGGGGGCAGACAAGGGCCUCCAUGGGCAGCAGAAGGCUGAGGUGACCCCAGCCUCCCAGGUGGACACUCUGUACUCCAGGGUCAACAAGCCCAAAAGGAGGGAUGCAGGGGCCCCCACAGUGUGGUCGGGCCAGGGUGUGGACCAGGAACCCCUGGAAAAUGUGUAUGAGAGCAUCUCGGAGCUGGGCUGCGAGCGUCCCCCACUGGCCAGCAGCAAUCGUGGACACGUGUAGACCGCAGGGGAGCUGGAAGCUAUUGUGUGGACAGCAGAGGCCCGCUUCUGAAUAAAUUUCAUAGCAGAA
Echinops telfairi (small Madagascar hedgehog) is the source of this 1792-nucleotide messenger RNA. It is a transcript of the gene LIME1, whose product is annotated as Lck interacting transmembrane adaptor 1. The record is from RefSeq and is a predicted model, not a curated record. The coding region runs from base 611 to 1723 and encodes 370 amino acids. The transcript has 5 exons. Gene Ontology annotation, cellular component: B cell receptor complex. Gene Ontology annotation, molecular function: protein kinase binding. Gene Ontology annotation, biological process: regulation of transcription by RNA polymerase II; B cell receptor signaling pathway; regulation of non-canonical NF-kappaB signal transduction. NCBI's taxonomy places the organism in Eukaryota, Metazoa, Chordata, Mammalia, Afrosoricida, Tenrecidae.